This is a messenger RNA of Fusarium oxysporum Fo47, 4092 nucleotides long. Its product is annotated as WD domain protein. The coding region runs from base 1 to 4011 and encodes 1336 amino acids. Gene Ontology annotation, molecular function: catalytic activity; protein binding. NCBI's taxonomy places the organism in Eukaryota, Fungi, Ascomycota, Sordariomycetes, Hypocreales, Nectriaceae. The record is from RefSeq and is a predicted model, not a curated record. Gene Ontology annotation, biological process: nucleoside metabolic process. The transcript is spliced from 6 exons.
AUGAAUACCGACGGGUUGCUUCGUGUAUGGUGGCGGGGGUGCGCUAUUUUCUCAACCAAUGUAGUCGAGCUGAGGUGGCUAGCUGUAGGGUUACAGGACUUGUUCCCGACUGUCGAAUGUUCGAAAGAGGCGCGAGUGUUGAUUUCCGCGAUCCUAACAGAAUAUGUCGCCGCGCAAGAAUUGCUCGACGAGGAGCACGAACCUCCCGUCUUUGUGCAACCCAAUGAUAAUAACCACUACAAAUUAGGUAAAAUCGGGAAACACAACAUUGUUAUGGCUGUUUUGCCUGACGGUGAAUAUGGAACGGAUUCUGCUGCUAGUGUGGCGACAAACAUGCUAGGUAGCUUUCCAAAUGUCAGAAUAGGCUUACUUGUUGGCAUCGGCGGCGGUGCGCCCAGUGGAAAGCAUGAUAUUCGUCUGGGCGACAUUGUGGUCACUGCACCUCGCGAUGGCGAAGGCGGUGUAUUCCAGUACGAUUUUGGCAAGACUGUACAGGAUCAGGUCUUUCAAAACACACGAUUCCUAGACCAGCCCCCGAGAAUACUUCGAACGGCUCUGACCGGAAUCCAGGCCCAGUACAAGAGAAAAGGGCACCAGCUCGAACAGAUGAUUGACGCAGUUCUUAAGAACCCAAGGUUGCAGCAGGGCUAUCAGCGCCCGCCUCCAGACACUGACAGGCUUUUUCAAGCUGAUUUUAUUCACGACCCAAGGGGCUGUGCGGAAUUCUGUGUUGUUAAUCCUACCAAUUUGGUGCCGCGACGCCAACGGACCGAGCAUGAGGAUAAUCCUGCCAUUCACUACGGCACCAUCGCGUCAGCCAACCAGCUAAUGAAAGACGCCUUUAUCCGUAACAAGAUUGCGUCGGAAAAAGGCGUACUAUGCUUUGAGAUGGAGGCGGCAGGUUUGAUGAACCAUUUCCCCUGUCUUGUCAUUCGAGGCAUUUGCGAUUAUUCCGAUUCGCACAAGAAUAAAGAGUGGCAAGGAUAUGCGGCCUUGGCAGCGGCCGCAUACGCUAAAGCCCUUCUCUUACAAAUACUUCCGGAUAACGUUAAGGCGGAGAAGAGAAUUAAUGAACUUCUUUCAAGUGUUAGUAAAAUCAUACAUGAUACGAAAGAAGAAGUGCAAAGUCUACGUACGACCAUACAUGAUGUCGGCCAGAAAACGGUGCUCAAUCGUCUUCCUGUUGCGGCCGGAGCCUGUUUCAACUCUCAUGCGGAGGAACAUAACCCGACCUGUCUGCCUAAUACCAGAGUCGAUCUCCUACACCAAAUACAUGAUUGGGCGAAUGACCCUUGCGCCGAGGCCAUUUUCUGGCUCAACGGUAUGGCUGGUACGGGAAAGUCUACCAUAUCCCGCACUGUCGCUCGGGAUUUCGCCAAGUCUGGCCACCUUGGGGCUAGCUUCUUCUUCAAGAGAAGAGAGACUGAUCGAGGGAAUCUCGCCAAGUUCGUGCCUACCCUAGCCCGUCAGUUGGCGUGGAGCAUCCCAGGAGUUGCACCGUUCAUCAAGAAAGGAAUUGAUGCCGAUCCAGACAUAGUUGGCAAGGCCGUGAGAGAACAGUUCGAAAAGCUCAUUCGGGAACCACUGUCAAGAGCAGUGGCAACGCCAUCCACUCCAUUGUCGGUCGUCAUGGUGAUCGACGCGUUGGACGAGUGUGAUCAGGAAGCUGACAUCAGGUUGCUGAUCAACAUUUUCUCGCUAGCAAAAACCCUCCGCCCUCAUCUCAGGGUGUUCUUAACGAGCAGGCCAGAGCUUCCGAUUCGACUGGGGUUCGGCGAGGUUCAGGGUUCCUACCAAGACUUAGUUCUACACGAUAUUUCAGCGCAAGUUGUCGAGCACGACAUAAUUGUCUUUUUGGAUGACGAGUUCAAGAAGAUCAGACAUGAUUUCAACAUGACGGUGGGCGAUGAAAGGAAGCUGCGGCCGGAUUGGCCAGGUCGCCCCAUAGUACAGAGUCUCGCGCGGAUGGCUGUGCCGCUCUUUAUCUUCGCAGCGACUGUUUGUCGUUUUGUUGGCGAUCGGAAACGCGAUAGCCCUCCGAUGCAGUUGCGUAAGGUUCUGGACUACGAGAUUAAAGGUCACGUAUCUCAAUUGGGCAGAACUUAUGGGCCGGUUCUACGCUCGUUGAUCACUGACGUCUCAGAAAAUGAUAAAACGCAGAUCAUCAAUGACUUCAAGAUGAUAGUUGGCAGUAUAGUCAUCCUUGCCAACCCUCUUUCAGUUUGGGCCUUGUCACAGUUGCUUGAGGUUGAUCCCGAGGUGGUGGAUAACAGACUUGACACACUCCAUUCAGUUCUCAGCAUACCUUCGACCCGGAAAGCGCCUGUGCGGCUACUACAUUUGUCAUUUCGAGACUAUCUCCUCACAAGCGAAAGCGAGCUCCGGGUCGAUGAAAGACAUACCCACCAAACCUUAGCGAAACACUGUUUGCGUGUCAUGCGGGGCGGUUUGCGUGAGAACAUAUGCGGCCUAUCUUUCCCAGGGACGCGCAGAUCUACGGUGGACAGGUCAGAGUUGGAGGAACGCAUUCCUCCACACCUCCAAUAUGCUUGCAUGCACUGGGUUUAUCAUCACAUAGAGGGUUAUCCCAAGCUUAACGAUGACAACAAAGUUUAUGAUUUCUUGACGACACAUUUCCUGCAUUGGCUGGAAUUGAUGAGCUUGAUGGGUCGGAGUACAAAAAGCCUUCGUAUGCUUAAAUCGUUUCGAGAUUGGCUGGAGCAUGACCAGAGCCCGAAUCUGUCGAGUUUUGUUGCCGAUGCGGUUCGUUUUGUUCAAACAAACAUUUCCGUGAUCGAUGAAGCACCUCUACAACUAUAUUCUUCCGCCUUGGUGUUUUCCCCAAGCAACAGUGUGGUCGGAGGAUUGUUUAAGAUCCGGAUUCCGAAAUGGCUGUCUUUGUGGCCACAUGUCGAAGAGAACUGGGACGCAUGCCUUUCAACGUUAGAAGGCCAUAGCGACGAUGUCUACUCGGUGGUGUUCUCGCACGACUCCAAGGUUGUGGCAUCGGCCUCUGGCGACAAUACGGUGCGACUCUGGAGCGUGGAGACGGGGAAAUGUAAGCAUGUGCUUGAAGGCCAUGGCAGCUCGGUCCUCUCGGUGGUAUUCUCGCACGACUCUAAGGCUGUGGCAUCGGGCUCUGGCGACAAUACGGUACGACUCUGGAGCGUCGAGACGGGGGAAUGCAAGCAUGUGCUUAAAGGCCAUGGCGACUCGGUCUUCUCAGUGGUCUUCUCGCACGACUCUAAGAUUGUGGCAUCGGCCUCUUUCGAUUAUACGGUACGACUCUGGAGCGUGGAGACAGGGAAAUGCGAGCAUGUGCUUGAAGACCAUGGCGACGUUGUCGACUCGGUGGUAUUCUCGCACGACUCCAAGGUUGUGGCAUCGGCCUCUCGCGACAAUACGGUACGACUCUGGAGCGUGGAGACGGGGGAAUGCAAGCAUGUGCUUAAAGGCCAUGGCAGCUCGGUCGUCUCGGUGGUAUUCUCGCACGACUCCAAGGUUACGGGGGAAUGCAAGCAUGUGCUUAAAGGCCAUGUCGGCUUGGUCCACUCGAUUGUAUUUUCGCACGACUCCAAGGUUGUUGCAUCUGCCUCUGACGACAAUACGGUACGACUCUGGAGCGUCGAGACGGGCCAGUGUGCUCGGGUGAUUCAACACACAUCGAGAACGUGGGAGUUCUACGUUGAGGCAUCGAGAAUGUGGACGUUCUACUUUACAGCCGAUAAUACCAGCCUAGUCACAGAUACUGGGUUGCUUUCUGUCACUUAUGUACCAACGACCCAUACACAGUCUCCCAUACUGUCGAGCUCCCCAUCCAUCCCUGAAUUCGACAUCGAUAGCGAUAUAUCUUGGAUUUUGUACGGUGGAAAGGAGUUGUUUAGGCUACCAACAGAGUGUCGUCAUGGUCGAAUCGCGAUUUCAGGGAACAAUGUUGUUGUGGGUUGUGAUUCAGGAAGAGUCGUCGUCUUAUCGUUCUCUCUUAGUGGUCUUAGAAGGUUGGCGAAGUGAAAUGAGCCAAAGUGAUUAGUUAGGUCUGCGCGUAGAUGACCGCUUACUCCAGUAGGCAAAUUCGACUUGGGGUUCAAAGCC